AGCCAUCUUGACUGAAUACCUAGCUAGCUACAUCCCAAGGUACAUCAACCUGACACAUCUUACAUUAUUUUAUGUAACAAUUAGUGUAUGUAUUUCCAGUUGAAAACGUCUAAAUCACAGAUAUGUAAGCAGGUCGAGUUUGAGCAUUUGUCCGAAGUCACCAUGGAGGACUGAAGUGCUGAAGAUGACGCUGUCGCCCCUGAAAUUACCGGCUAGUAAUGCCAUAGCUUAUUACUAGGAGGUCCGUUUCGGUCGUAUUUCAACAUUAGCUACCUAAUAUUACCUUUCUCUGGCUCGCGCAUACCAUAGGAUCACGUUAAACAAGAAGUCCGUCCUCGCCCUCUCCAAUCUAGGAAGCUAGUGCAAACCCCCAUGAGGAGGCUGCGGAGGAGGGGAUGCAGGGCAGGUGUAGUUGGCCUUGAGAUGGGCAGGGGCCGAGGCAGGGGGAGGGGGAGGGGCAAGGGCUCCAGUGUUCAGCUGCGGCCGCCUUCCCCCUAUAGACUGCAGCUAUCUCCAUCUAGAGAAACUUUGACCUAUGCUCAGGCCCAGAAGAUGGUGGAGGUGGACCUGGAUGGAAGGCUUCACAGGAUCAACAUCACUGACCCUCUCCCAGUCAUCACAGAGGAUGAGAUGAUGGCUCAGGACAUUGUUGAGUGCAACAGUAACAAAGAGAACAGCGAACAAACCCAGAGCAGAGCCAGACCAGGGCGUAAACCUCCCAACCCAAAGGGCCGCAGGAGGGAAAGCAAAACCUCAUCUCACCAGAGCCGACGUUCUGGCAGUCAGCAGCACACUCAAAGCCACACCAAUUCCUCCCAACACCCUUCCCACCAAAGCCCUCUCCCCGAGCCCACCUUCCGUGUGCUUGACUGCCCGUGUCCUUUAGACACACCUCCCCUCCCUGUGGCCUACUACCGUUUCGUAGAGAAGUCAGGGGAGGAGCAGGACUGUGAGGCAGAGUACGACAUGGAUGAGGAGGACCUGGCCUGGCUGGAGAUGGUCAACCAGAAGAGGGUAUCUGAUGGCCACGCGUCCGUCUCCCCAGACACCUUUGAGCUGCUGAUCGACCGUCUGGAGAGGGAGUCCAUCAUGGAGUCACGGAGCCAGGCCCUGUCCCAGAGUGCCAUGGAUGAGGACGCCUUCUGCUGCGUCUGCCUGGACGACGAGUGUCUCAACAGCAACGUCAUCCUAUUCUGUGACAUCUGCAACCUGGCCGUCCACCAGGAGUGUUACGGCGUGCCGUACAUCCCUGAGGGCCAGUGGCUGUGCCGCUGCUGUCUGCAGUCCCCCUCGCGCCCCGUGGACUGUGUGCUCUGCCCCAACCGGGGAGGUGCCUUCAAACAGACUAGUGAUGGACGCUGGGCCCACGUUGUCUGUGCCAUAUGGAUCCCAGAGGUGUGCUUUGCCAACACGGUAUUCCUGGAGCCAGUGGAGGGGGUGAAGAACAUCCCCUCAGCCCGCUGGAAGCUCACCUGCUACCUGUGCAAGCAGAAAGGCAGGGGCGCGUCCAUCCAGUGCCACAAGGCCAACUGCUACCGGGCCUUCCAUGUCAGCUGUGCCCAGAAAGCUGGCCUCUUCAUGAAGAUCGACCCGGUCCGGGAGACUGGGGUCAACGGAACCACCUUCUCUGUGAAGAAGACUGCCUUCUGUGAGAAUCACUCCCCAGUCGGGUCACGGCGAGAUGGGUCAGGUGAUGAGGCGGUGGAGGGAAGGUUGGUAGGAGGCAGGGGGAACAGGGGUCAAAGGUCAUACACUCAGAGCCCCCCGGCACCGCCCAGUAAAAAGACUCCCAAAGGCCAGAAGAAGAAAGGAAAGAAGAGCCUUGCUGGUCAGACGACCCGCCGUGCCGCUGUGCCUGUGCUGCUGGUGCCUCAGAUCCCCUCUCACAGGCUGAACAAGAUUUGCAUUGGGGUUGCUGUCCAGAGGAAGAACCAGUUCAUGCAGAGGCUUCACAACUACUGGCUGCUGAAACGUCAGUCCCGAAAUGGCAUGCCUCUCAUCCGCCGCCUGCACUCCCAUCUGCAGGCUCAGAAGACUGCUGAGCAGAGGGAGCCAGAUGAGAAGCUUAGUGCGGCGAGGGAGGAGCUUCGUUACUGGCAGAAGUUGCGGCAGGACCUGGAGAGAGCCCGGCUCCUGGUGGAACUCGUCCGCAAGAGAGAGAGACUAAAGAGAGAGCAGAUGAAACUUCAGCAGGCUGCUCUGGAGCUGAAGUUGACCCCUGCGUUAAUACUGCUGCGUUCCACCCUGGACCAGCUUCAGGAGAAGGACACCGCACAGAUCUUCUCUCAACCUGUCAAUCUAGCAGAGGUGCCGGACUAUCUGGAGUUCAUCUCCAAGCCCAUGGACUUAUCCAGCAUGCGUGCCAAACUGGAAGCCCAUGCUUACUGCUCCACAGCCGACCUGGAGGGGGACUUUAACCUCAUGGUGUCCAACUGCCUGAGGUACAACUCCAAGGAGACCGCGUUCCACCGAGCCGCCCUGCACCUACGGGAGGUGGGAGGAGCCGUCCUCCGCCACGCCCACAGACAGGCGCAGACCAUCGGGUUGGACCCCAGCACGGGCAUGCACCUCCCAGACUCUCCCAACAAGCAGGGCUUCUACCAAUGCACCUGGGAGGACGUGGACUCCCUCCUGGAUCCAGACAACAGGCUCCACCUAUCCACAGAGGAGCAGCUGAAGGCUCUGCUGGAUAAGCUGGACAUGGUGGCAUCCAUGCGCUCCAGUGGAGGACGAACCAAACGCAUCCGGCUGCUGCGUAGAGAGAUCAACACGGUCACGCACAAACAGCAGCGCUCACUGUCGCACAAUGGGAAAGAAGAAGAUGAAGAAGAGGAGGAGGAGGGAAAGAAGGACAAUGUGGAGAACGGUCCUUUAACAUCAGCCUCUACUCCGGGGAAAGAUGACUCUCCACCAACACUAGAGCCUUCAUGCCCAGCGUCGUCCCCCCUGCCAGGCGAUGCCCCACCUGAGCCACCUGUACUGGGCCUAGUGGCCGCAGGGCGAAGGUCACCAGGACGCUCUUACAAGCGGCAGAGAUCCUCCCUGAGUGGGGGCAAAGGGCUGAGUGACGAUGAUGCUGAAGUUGGGGAGACAGCGACACCGUGCAAACAGAAGGAGGAUUCUCAAAAGGUCUCUCCUUUACAGACUCCCAGUCCCCCCACUAACGCCUGUCCUUUGGUUGGAGUUGGCCGGCGCACAUCUGUUCUGUUCAAGAAAGCUAAAAAUGGAGCGAGACUGGCAAAGAUCAGAGCAGCUCAGUUACAGUAUGUAGGGACCAAUGAGGGUAAAACCAAUGGCUUGGACAGUUCCCUCACCAUUACAAACCCUCCCAGUGAGAGUGACCUUUCCACCUCCACCCCUCCCCCCACACCCUCCUCACCGUCAUCCCACCGCCUGAGGUCCAGAGGGCCCAGCUCUGACAGCGAGGGAGACAAGCCCCUCCCCCUCGUCAAAGUGGAAGGGAAGAGAGGGCAGAUAAUGAUGAUGACAUCCAGAAUGUGUAUUCUAGUAGGCUUUACAAAUGGGCUAGGAAAGCACCAAGAUGACUCCUCAGACCUAGCAUCCAACGACCAAAAACACAGUGCCCCCCCGCCACCCAAACGCAGCCGUGGUAAACCAGCUUUGGCUAAAGUCCCAGAGAGCCAGAAUGGAGGCUCAGGUGACUGUGUUCAGGCACCACAGACCUUUGGGUCAGACAAAAGAGCUACAAUUUCAACUUCCAGGGGGAGUAUGCUUUUGCCCUUUGAUCGUGACACAGAGCUCACACCACUCGACCUGGUCUGGGCUAAGUGUCGUGGAUAUCCAUCCUAUCCAGCAAUGGUUGUUGACCCUGACAUGCCUCAGGAAGGGCUUCUUCACAACGGCAUCCCCAUCCCCGUGCCUCCUGGGGACGUGCUCAAGCUGGGGGAGCGAAGGCAGAAGGAGACUGGGGAGAGGCACUACCUUGUGCUGUUCUUCGACACCAAAAGGACCUGGCAAUGGCUGCCACGGGACAAGUUGCUGCAAAUGGGGAUGGAUGACACGGUGGACAAACUGCGCCUGAUGGAGGGCAAGAAGCCUAGCGUCCGCAAGUCUGUACACACGGCAUACGACCGUGCCAUGGUACACCUGAACCACGUUAUCAACCACGUCAAGGGGAACCUCAGUUUCAACCCCUCCAAUUUUAUAUGAAGGAUUUUAGUGUCAGUCAGCAAAUCCACUGCAAACUGUCUGGCUAGGAGCGAUCAAACCCUCACCAAUAACAAAAAGCAUAAGUGAGAAAAGAACAACAUUCUCUUCAUUAAUUUACUAGAAGGUGGACAUGGAAUUUGAGUGGUUCGAUAUACAGUUUCUUAAAUAAUUCACUUUCUUCUCAAAUAAUUUGAAAUUGAAAAAAAAAAAGUUUGAUCUCCACACGUUCCUAUUGGUUUGUCAACAUUGCCGUACACCAUUUUUUUAAGGGGGGAAACUUAAGCUAACAAUUCUAAUUCAGAAAAUAAAAGCAAAUGGCAUGGACAACAUUAUUGGCAGGAGCUAAUAGUUGGUUGCCCAGCCUUUGGCUAAGUUAACGGCAAAAUAAUUAGCUUGCUGCACCAUUCUACUGGCAAUUUGGCCCACUCUUCAGCUGCAGACUGCUCAAUUUCUUCAAUGUUUGAGUGGUGCCUUCCACCAACUGCUGUUUUCCGAUCUCGCGAUAGGUUUUUGAUGGGAUUCAGUUCUGGACUUAUCGUUGGCCACUCCAGAACAUUCCAGUGCUUAUUCUUGAACCAUUUCUGGGGGCUUUUUGAUGUGUGUUUGGGUUGUUGUCCUGCUGGAAGGCCCACAACCUUCAACAGAGACCUAGUUUUUGGACACUGGGUUGAAUAUUGUACUCAAACACCUGAUAAUCUUCUGAUUUGAUGAUGUCUUGUAUACAUUCAAGGACCCCAGAGGCAGCAAAGCAACCCCAGGCUUUUUAUUUUUAUUUUUAAAGUUCAAUGGGGCUUUCUUGUCUCUUUCAGCAGUGGGGUCUUCCUAUGUUUACCGAUGACCAAAUUAAGCAUUCAAUGAAAAGAACACCCUCACUAGAAUCAAACGUGGGGAAGGUUCGAUAAUGCUGUGGGGUUGCUUUGCUGCCUCUGGUAUGUGGGGCCUUGAACGUUUGCAAGGUGUUUUGGAGUACGAUGUUCAACCCAGUGUCCAAAAACUGGGUCUCUGUUGAAGGUUGUGGGUCUUCCAGCAGGACAACAACCCAAACA
This is a messenger RNA of Coregonus clupeaformis (lake whitefish), 5216 nucleotides long. RefSeq names its product bromodomain and PHD finger-containing protein 3. The record is from RefSeq and is a predicted model, not a curated record. The coding region runs from base 373 to 4170 and encodes 1265 amino acids. Gene Ontology annotation, molecular function: protein binding. NCBI's taxonomy places the organism in Eukaryota, Metazoa, Chordata, Actinopteri, Salmoniformes, Salmonidae. The transcript is spliced from 13 exons. Gene Ontology annotation, biological process: regulation of transcription by RNA polymerase II. Gene Ontology annotation, cellular component: MOZ/MORF histone acetyltransferase complex.